AUGACCAACGUCGUCGUUUGCUUCGCGCUCAUCUGGCUGAGUAUACCUUUAUUGGUGAGAGCGGGAGCGGGAGCGGCCAAUCCGGUGGGGUGCGCGGAAGACAUGUCAAACCUCAUCGAGAAAAUCACCACUGCUGCUGCUGAUAUCAAGUUUUCCACCGUGGAUUGCACACCUCCAACUUUAGAUGAGUUGGAUUGUUCGAGUGACAUCAUGGACGCGAUACAGCAGAUGGCUAAUGUCGCUGCAACGAUCUCCAGCUCGACAUUCACCUGCGGAGGCAUCGACAACAGUUGUGCCGUUGAGGUCUCGCAAACCAUAGCCGACUUCUCCGACUUUGCAAUCUACCUGGUUGCUGCGGCGGCGGAUUGCGUGAAUGCCCCCUUCAAUUGCGUGGUUGACGUCGUCGAGGCCAUAAACUCGGCCAUGUCUAUAGCCAUGGACAUCUAUGCGGCCACCCAGGACUGCAACCCGGAGCCCCUCGAGGAGUACAGGCAGCCCGACCCCAACGACGAGGCGUCUUACAACGCCGCUGUGGAGUCCCUCGGCCUGGGCCCCAACGACCUGGACAUCCCGAUUGAGCGCAGGCUCGCAGGGGAAGGCCAUGCGCAGGCACUCCUGCAGACGGCCCCAAGCCGGCCCGAAGACCGCAGGCGCCAUGCCGAGAGCGCCCGGCAGAAGAUCGCCGGGUGGCGCGAGGCCUUCGCGCCGCGCGGCACGGGGACGAGGUGA
Molecule: messenger RNA, 729 nt
Organism: Prorocentrum cordatum
Lineage: Eukaryota; Dinophyceae; Prorocentrales; Prorocentraceae
Source: the annotation of a GenBank genome assembly